UCUUUAUUUUUUUCUUGAAUAAAACCAGUGAGAGAGAAAAACUCAAGAGAAGAGACAGACACAGAGAGAGAAGCAAGAGAUACAAUUUUUCAUUGCUACUUGCAAUGAAAUCAUCAUCUGCCUAAUCUCUCUAUUAAAAAUCAAUUAUCUUCUUUUAUGUUUGAAGAUUUGGGUCUCUCGUGAGUCUCCUCGUCGUCUGGAUUGAAAAAAAUUUGAAAUCUUGAUAUUUAAGGAAAAAAAUCUAGAUAAGAAAAAUGGUGAGAUCGGAUGAAAACAGUGCUCCUGGUGUCAUUGGACCAAUUAAUAAUAAUGCCCAAGGACAUCAAAGAGGCGUGGUUGGGAAGACGGUAUCGGAGACAGGACAUCAAAGGAAAGCGCUGACCGCAGUUAACCGAAAUAUAAUCGGAGGACCUCCUUAUCAUCAAGCUAGCAAAAAACCAGCAUUAUCCGAAAACAAUGGGAUUUGUCACAAUAAGCCCCCGCAUCGACCCAUUACAAGGAAAUUUGCGGCACAGUUGAAGACCACCAACAACCAAUUGCCACCAACCUACCCGCAAGUUAAGCCUGAGGAAACCAGAAAACAAGUUCCUUUGGUUGUUCUCGAAGAAGACCCAGAUGAUUGCACAAUUAUUGAUGUCGAUGAGGAUAAAUCAUGUGAUGAAAACUUUGUGCCGAUGUAUGUUAAGCAUACUGAAGCUAUGUUGGAUGAGAUCGAUCAAAUGGACGAUGAAGAGGUCGAAAUGGAAGAUAUAGCAGAAGAGGAAGUCAUGGAUAUUGAUAGCAGCGACAAAAAGAACCCCCUUGCUGUUGUUGAGUACAUUGAAGAUAUAUUUGCGCAUCACAGGAAUACUGAGGGUUCUAGCUGUGUUUCACCAACUUAUAUGGCACAACAAUUUGAUAUCAAUGAAAAGAUGAGAGGCAUUCUUAUUGACUGGCUAAUUGAAGUCCACUACAAGUUUGAGCUCAUGGAUGAGACUUUAUACCUUACAGUCAAUCUCAUUGAUCGAUUCUUAGAGCGUCAAACUGUUUUAAGAAAGAAGCUUCAGUUGGUUGGAGUGACAGCAAUGCUACUUGCUUGCAAAUAUGAAGAAGUUUCGGUACCAGUUGUAGAGGAUCUAAUUUUGAUAUCUGACAAGGCCUACACAAGGAAGGAAGUCCUUGACAUGGAAAAAUCCAUGGUAAACACGUUGCAGUUCAACAUGUCAGUACCAACCCCAUACACAUUUAUGCGGAGGUUUCUCAAGGCCGCCCAAUCUGACAAGAAGCUGGAGCUUCUUUCCUUCUUCAUGAUUGAGCUAUGCUUAGUCGAGUACGAAAUGCUCAAAUACUCGCCCUCUCUAUUAGCUGCAUCUGCAAUAUACACAGCUCAGUGUACUAUUAGUAGGUCCAAGCAUUGGACCAAGACUAGUGAGUGGCACACCAAGUACUGCGAAGAUGAACUCAAGGAAUGCUCAAGAUUGAUGGUUACUUUCCAUCAAAAAGCAGGAUCUGGAAAAGUCACAGGAGUUCACCGAAAAUACAGUACCUAUAAAUUUGGGUGUGCAGCGAAAUCAGAGCCAGCUCUAUUUCUCUUAGAGACUGAACUCUAGCAGGAUGCAAAUGUUAUACGUUUACUGGAGGAGUGGAGUGUUCAAUCUUGGGUGAGAGUUUGUGAGGGAGGAGGGUGAGGGCGCUAUUGUGCAACAGAAGUUGCCCCUGGGGGAUGAAGUCUUUAUCGGUCCUAAGAACCUAUGAUUCUCAGAUAGGUUUCUUUUGUUGCUCUGGAACAUAGAUAUACAGUCUACUAGUUUUUCGUUUACUUGUCUCCUUUUAUCAUGUGGAUUUUUGGACCCUGUUUGGUAGUCAUAAACAACUUGGAUCCUGUUUAUCGAUAAUAAAAUUGGAUCACUUCUGUUGUUGAUA
Papaver somniferum (opium poppy) is the source of this 1902-nucleotide messenger RNA. RefSeq names its product G2/mitotic-specific cyclin-2-like. The transcript has 10 exons. Gene Ontology annotation, molecular function: cyclin-dependent protein serine/threonine kinase regulator activity. Gene Ontology annotation, cellular component: cytoplasm; cyclin-dependent protein kinase holoenzyme complex; nucleus. The coding region runs from base 255 to 1589 and encodes 444 amino acids. Gene Ontology annotation, biological process: regulation of cyclin-dependent protein serine/threonine kinase activity; mitotic cell cycle phase transition. The record is from RefSeq and is a predicted model, not a curated record. NCBI's taxonomy places the organism in Eukaryota, Viridiplantae, Streptophyta, Magnoliopsida, Ranunculales, Papaveraceae.